Messenger RNA from Trematomus bernacchii (emerald rockcod), 1210 nucleotides. RefSeq names its product beta-2 adrenergic receptor-like. Lineage: Eukaryota; Metazoa; Chordata; Actinopteri; Perciformes; Nototheniidae. Gene Ontology annotation, biological process: G protein-coupled receptor signaling pathway. Gene Ontology annotation, molecular function: G protein-coupled receptor activity. The transcript has 2 exons. The record is from RefSeq and is a predicted model, not a curated record. Gene Ontology annotation, cellular component: membrane. Bases 1 to 1182 code for a protein of 393 amino acids.
AUGACUGCGCUGCUUUACAACGUCAGCGUUCCCGGGAAUACAGCCGCUCAGCUGCAGGCCUCAGACUCUCCCUUCAACCUGAGUGCAGCGGGGCAGGAUGCUCUCGGCUCAGGAGAGUCACUGGCCCCGCUCUGCACCCUCUGCUGCUGUGGAUAUGUCAAUCGUACCUUGGCAGUGGUGUUCAUGGUUACCCUGGCCUUUGCCAUUGUGGUUGGAAAUGUGGUCACCCUAACUGUCUUUGUGCAAACGAGGCAGUCCCGAACACCUCAGGGAUACCUGAAAGUGUCUCUGGCCAUAGCAGACAUGAUGGUCGGUGUCCUGGUGGUCCCUUUCUGCGUCUACACGGAGAUCUCUCUCAUGUUGACCAGCUCACCUCCCUCUUGGUACCAGGGUAGUUCUACUUUCCUGGACAACUCUUCUUCUCUCGGGGGACUGGUGAGCACUUGGCAGCCCUGCCUGCUGAUUGGCCCCGUAUUUGCUGGAUGCACCUUCGUCUCCAUCAGCACUAUCUUCCUCAUGACGCUGGAGCGAAGUGUGGCCAUCCUACGACCUCUCCACAAGGAUGUCCUGGUGACCCGGAGAAGAACUCUACUGCUCAUCCUGCUCUCCUGGGCUGCCAGCUUACUGUUGGCUCUUGCACCCCUCAUCUUCAGCAGGAACUUCAUUUUGGAGUACAAUGAGUGCAGUCGUAUGUGUAACUACACCCCUCUAAUGUUCGGGAGCCAGCUGCCACCCGAUGCCUACAUUUUGCUGUUAUUCCCAGCAUUUGACUUCACACUGCUUGGCGGCACAUUAGCUGUUAACAUUGUGUCUUUUACGAGCAUCAGACGGUACUCCCAAAAACGCAAACUGCUCUCAGAGGGGAGUCUGAGUGACGGAGCGGGAGGAGGAGGAGGAGGUGGGGGAGGGUGCUCUCACAGGCCCUCCUUUUCAGACAUUAAAGCCGCAAAGACAAUAAGCAUACUCACAUUCGCCUUCACAGCAUCCUUCUCUCCCAUCGCGGUGUUUGUGCUCGGGAACGUGGUGGGAUACACCUGGUGUAACUUUUCCUUUUUUGCCUUCUGGAUCCUGGCAGGAAACAGUUGCUGUAACGUCAUCAUCUACAGCGUCAGGGACCACCGCUUCAGGAAGGGUUUGAAACUGCUCUUUCAGCGAGACCCCCCACAUGCUGAGAAGUCCUGAGGGACUUGUGAAUUUAAAAGCAACAAGA